This is a messenger RNA of Moesziomyces aphidis, 963 nucleotides long. The record is from the annotation of a GenBank genome assembly. NCBI's taxonomy places the organism in Eukaryota, Fungi, Basidiomycota, Ustilaginomycetes, Ustilaginales, Ustilaginaceae.
AUGGACGAAGCAGGGAUUAGCGAGAUCUACGCAUUUGCGAUCGAGCUGGCUCGCAAGGCGGGGCGGGCGAUUGUCGAUGGCUCGUCGCGCCGCUUUUCGAGUGCGGCUGGGUUUGACCACAAGAAGAAUACGGCGGAUCUGGUGACGGAGACGGACGAGGCGGUUGAGGCGCUGGUGAAGCGGGAGAUCAGCACGCGCUUUCCCGACCACGCCUUUAUUGGCGAGGAGUCCUGGGCUGCUGGAGAAGAACAUGCGCUGGGAAACCAGGUGACUUGGAUCGUCGAUCCUAUCGACGGGACGACCAACUUUGUGCAUGCUUUCCCCUACACCUGCAUCUCCAUCGGCGUUGUCAUCGACAGCGUCCCGACGAUCGGCGUAGUCUUUGCGCCGUUUAUGGAUACGCUGUAUCAGGGAUGUUUGGGUAAGGGCAGCUUUAUGUCAAGUCCCCACCACCCUGCUCCCCGACGACUUCCCCUCGUGGACCCCACGCCGCUGGACGAUCUGCGACAAGCAUUGGUUGCUUUCGAAUGGGGAAGUGAUCGUCGCGUCGAGGUGUUGGAACGAAAGCUCGACUGCUUCCGCAAGAUCACCGGCGAUCCAGACGGCGGUAUUGCUGGAGGAAAGAUGGUCCAGGGCGUUAGGAGCGUUGGCAGUGCUGCGCUCAACUUCUGCCAUGUGGCCAGUGCAAACCUGGAUCUGUACUGGGAGAUUGGAUGCUGGGCCUGGGACGUGUGCGCGGGCAUCGUCAUUGCGCAAGAAGCAGGCGCAGCGAUUGUGGGUAGCAAAGACCACGCUGCACAGGCUACACAGGGCGACGAGUUCAACGUCGUCACGCCAGCCGUGCUGACGGGAAGGAAGUACACCGUCAUCCGUGCGAUCGACACCGACAAGGCCAAGAACGAGCAGGCUCAGAAACACAUCCUCAACGAGUUCUACCAGUGUAUCACCGAGUGGGACCCCUAG